GGAAGAAAGGGAUGUUAGUGUGCGGAGGGUGGGGUGGCGAGGGAUGAGCAAAACAGGAACUCCAAAUGUACACAAAACACCUGUGUUGUUGUUUGUAAAGCCUGUCGUGCAUCUAUUACACUUCCUCCCUUAAAAACGGUGGCAGCUGGCCAGGUGUUCUCAGGACCAACUGAAGAAUUAGAAUGAAAUGUGUUUGAAUUGGGAAGAUAAAGAUUAGAUGAUGAAAUCCUGGAGUGCCCCUUCUGGACACCUUUUAAACUAGAGCUUUUCGUGCUUCCGGUGGCCAAGGCAGAUGACCCCUUAUACAGCCUGUCACUCUAAAUCGAUUUAAGAGAAUGGUUACUGUCCAGAGGUAAUAAACUGCAGAAGUGGAGUCUCCCCAGGGGCAGCUUGGCAUGUGCUGACCCAACACAGUGAAUGCACAGCAGUCAGGAGAAUCCCCCUGUCUUCUGCCCUUCCAGAGACCCGCAAAUAUUUGAGGCUCAAAGCCAUGUGAGAUCUUUGUGCCGCUUGAAGGAGAAGGCUUCCAUCCUCAAAGGUCUGCCUAGUGGCGUAUCUUGGUUUGUUUAUGCUUUGUGUCUCGUAUCAAGUUGACGAAAGGACAUGUAUCCAGUUUGCUAUGAAACUCUUGUACUUUCUGCUGAGUGCCCUGGGCUUGAUGGUCUGCGUGCUGGCCGUGGCGUUCGCCGCCCACCACUAUUCGCAGCUCACGCAGUUUACCUGCGGAACAGCCCCCGACGCCUGUCAGUGCAAGCUGCCCUCCUUGGAGCCGCUCAGCAGGACCUUUGUGUACAGGGAUGUGACUGACUGUACCAGCAUCACUGGCACGUUCAAACUGUUCUUACUCAUCCAAAUGGUUCUUAACUUGGUCUGUGGCCUUGUGUGCUUGGUGGCUUGUUUCGUGAUGUGGAAACACAGGUACCAGGUCUUUUACGUGGGUGUUCGAAUGUGCUCCCUAACAGCUUCUGAAAGCCAGCAGCAAAAGGUCUAAAAUACGUGCCCAAAGGUGGGAGAGAAAACAGCACACUGACUAGCUGGGGUCAAAAAAGAAAAAGAAAAAAGAGAAAGAAAAGGAAGAAAAAAACCCUUUUGGCAAUAUCUAAUAUUCACUGUUGUAAAUGACUAUUUUUCUAUUUUUCAGGAAAUAAGAGCAUUUCUUCAGGUUUCUAUUGCAUUUUUAAAAAUUCUUAUGGGGAAAAUAAGAUCCAAAUUGACUUUGGGGCUUUAAAAGAACACUGACCGGGGAAAGAAUGGCAUACAUCUAUUUUUGCAGGCUGGAGUUUAUUCCCAAUACAGAUUACCCCCACCCCUGCUUUCUGAAAGUAGAGCAUUCCCAUGAAAACUUCCGUAAACCAAAACGGUGUAAAGCUGUUUCGUAGAAGCAAAAAUCCUCCGAUUUCUUUCAUUUGGCGACAGUGGGUGCUCAUGUAGAUAGUUCAUAAAGCCAAAUGGCAUUAAGCAAACUUUCAGACAGCGGGGAAACCCUGUACUCAUAUUAGUCAUUAUUUAUAUCAUCUUCUUUCCUGUUAGUUCAGUUUAUAGCAUGCACUGGCAUUUCAGGCCCGCUUGCUAAAUUUUGCAGUCGUUUCCAGAACUUCCCACCUCCUCCAAUUCCCUUCACUGUGUCUUGGAGAAAGGCAGGGGCUGGGGGAAAAGCUGAGAAGCCAGGUUGACUUCUAUCAUUUUCCCCUGGUAGAGAUGUCUUCAAGGCAUGGAACAGCUUCAAGGAGCAGAGUAGAAAAAGAAGAGACUUUGCAAAGGCUAAAUAAUUAUCAGCACCUGGGCUGGGGUGGAGGCCUUUUCUCCUCAGCUCCCGUAGCUUGGCUCUGUAAGUAGAUCACUUACUAAAUGCUUUAGAUGAUUGUCUGCUUCUCAAUAAUUGAAAGUUGGUGGUAGUUGUAUUCUUAAUGAUGUAGAAGGCUUAAAAAUAAUUAUAUUAUGCUUCUAUUCUAUCAUCUAAAACAAAUCAUUAAAACUAAUUUCUACCUAAUUGUUAAUUAUAAUUAUGCUCAGAAGCCUACUUAAUGAGCCCUGUCUGUGCUUAUGUAGCACCAUUGGUAUUAGGAGAAAUUACUCUCACAAGAGAGAAGGCUUAAAGAUUCUUUCUUCUGAAAGCCAAGCUUUACAAGGGAGAAGAAAAAAACUUUUUUCUUAUUAACAGCUCAGGUUAAAAAUACUCAUUUAGACAAAAACAAGAGCGUUUGUAAUGGGAAAUGUUUAUACAAAUAGCACAUUUGUGAUACGUUCUAAAGUAUCUCUCUUGGCAGCUAAGUACUUUGGAGGAAGACUGGGUAGUGCCAGUGUGUUCCAUUCACAAAAGUGUGUCUGAUAUGUAAUCCCAUUAUUGAUAUUUAUACGCAGUCAACCUAGAGACUUAAACUAAUGUUUUGAUGUCCUUAUUUGAACAAAUGCCCAUUGACUUGGAAGGUAAUUUUUAUUUUGUUUUGUGUUUAAGUUACCGUGACUUAAAAAAGCACAAGUACCCUAGGGUGGGAGUCUUAUUAUUUGGUUCUGAACACUAUCAGUGUUUCAAGGAAGGAGCUCAGAAUGCAAAUUCAUGCAGCCUAAAUGUUAUCAAGGUCUUUAUUAGCAUGCUCUAUUGAAGUCAGACAUUCAAGGUAAUAAUUGAGAUGAAUUUGCCUCUCCACAUCGCCUAUUGAUAGUCAUGAAAUUCUACCCUAAAAGAAAAUCAUUUUCUUGUGUGCCUUAGAAAAUAGUUGAACAAUUCCACUGGUUGCGACAACAGUGUCAGUUUCUACACAAUAUAAAUAUCCAAAUAAAAAGAAAAACACGAAGUCAGUUGGAGAAUUGUAAAUAGCUUUUAUGUCCUCCAGAUAAAACACCUGAUUAACAGAUGUUAAAACCUUUUUUGUAUGUAUUGACUUGCUUUAAAAAUGGCCUUCCUACCCUCCAGCUCAGGCCAAGAACUCACACUGGAGGGCUUAGUGGAUGACUCUGGGGCAGGUUUGUUCACACACAAAAACUAUACUGAGAGAAUGCCAAGCAUCCUGAUCAUGACCUGAAAAAAAAAAAAAAAAGCAAUAACUGAAUCCAUUCUGAUUUGGACAGUUUCUGACAUAAGGAAGAAAAUGACAGAGACUGUUGUAGGCCGUUCUGUAAAGAGUGAGAAACUGAUGAUUUAAUGCUAAUUGCUAUGAAUCAGGUACCAUGGGAAGCACACCCUGAAUUCCUUUAACAUUUUUUUAUAGCAAACACUCCAGGUUUUAUAUUAGAAAAUUAAAAUUCUACACAUCACUAAGGUGCUCAGUGCUUUACAAACGAUUCACAGGGUAUUUCAAAAGGUAGAAUAACUUUAGCUUAUAUGCUUUCUUUUUCUAAAUAAUGCAACCAGGAAGGGCUGACACAAUAAGUUUGAUAAUAAUCAAGAUAGAAUAUGUGUGUGUGUAUAUACAUAUUUGUAUACACACAUAUGUAUAGGGGAUUUUGCUAUUGUGUAAUUAAAUCAUUCUUAAAUCUUCAAAGGAAAAACAAUAAUCAUAAGUGAAGGAACAAAUAAAUAAAGAAGUAAAAAAAAAAAACAAGAGAAGAUUUCUGUGCUGUGAACUCACUGAGUAUUGAUACACGUUAAGAAUUGUGUUGCAUGAAUAACAAACUGCUUUAUGCUGGAUUUAAAGUAUUUUGAGGUUGUGUUUUGCAAAUAUUGAAGUUACAAUAACCGGCAACAGAAAAGGAACAGAUACACAGCUUUACACUUAGCAAAAUGUUACAUUUAAAAUCUGACAAGGAGCCAAGAUGGUGACUCUCUCUUCUAAACCAUAAAACAGUAAGAUUUGCGCAAUUCUCCUCCUCUUCCACCUCCUUCAGGAGAAUUAAAUGAAUCAAGACUUUGGAAAGAGGGAAAUCUGCCGCGACUUGGCAGUACUUGAAAUUGGAGGAAUACAGCAGCCUAAAUGUACAGACUUUGUAACGGAGCCCACUCGAUCGGUCUGUGCCUUCACGUGACCACCAUCUGUGCCUCCCUCGCUCCGUCCAAAUUUGUGGAGGCAGCUCCUUGGAGCCAAGCCUAAAAAUAUAGCUACGCCAGGCCCUAGAAACUGUAGUCAAGUAACAGGCCUGACUUUUUUCUCUCUUUGAAUUAAACGUCUAUAUGAUCUCUUUUGAGGGGUUUCCAGACGCAAUGGCCGUGCGUUCUGACAGCGAGAGCCCAUUGUGUGUGUGUUUUCUAUUCACGGGCAGGACAUCAGGAUCUCUUAAUAUUCUUGUACUUCUCCUCUUGCAUGCACUGUAUCUGGAAUAUGUUUCUAGAUUUCUAGUAAAAGGUGGGGUAGAGGGUAGCCAAGGAAGGUUCUGAACCAUGGAGCGGUGAUUUAAUCAGGAACAAACUUACAAGUUGCCCUGAAAACCAGUCAUAUCCCAUCAUGAAGCAUAACUUUACAUUUGCUAGUAAUUGCCUCUCAACUAUCGCCAUGAAGCCGUUAAUUUCUGUAAAUCAUGCUGGCUAUCAGUUUUUACUAUACGCAGAGAACUCUGUCAUGAUUUUAGAUGUACACUGAACAUUCAGGACAGUGUGAAAGACAGCUGAUGGCCAAAUAUAUUGACUCACGGUGGAAACAUUUGUUUCGAUGAAGGCUCAGUGUUUCAGGCUGUGCAAUGAAUGCCUUGAUUCUUUUCUUCUGAUGUUCUCGAUUAUCUCCUUGAUGAUCUCAAAUGAUUAUCCCCUUCAGAAAUAUCGGUCUGCAUUUUGGUGUUGUGAUUUCAUUUUCCUGCCGUUGAUGAAAUAGUGAAUAGAAAACAAAGUGCUUUCUACAGGUAUGAAGUGGUUGUUUUUAAAGGAGAGGCAUAUAUGCAGAUUUUCUUUGUUAAUAAAAUUUUCAUAAUCUCCGGAAA
Messenger RNA from Hyaena hyaena (striped hyena), 4848 nucleotides. RefSeq names its product sarcospan (gene SSPN). Gene Ontology annotation, cellular component: dystrophin-associated glycoprotein complex; sarcolemma. The record is from RefSeq and is a predicted model, not a curated record. Lineage: Eukaryota; Metazoa; Chordata; Mammalia; Carnivora; Hyaenidae. The coding region runs from base 569 to 991 and encodes 140 amino acids. The transcript is spliced from 6 exons.